AUGAGGGGUAUUUGCGUGGACACCAAUGGUACUGCCACUAAAGGGUUCUCGGAACUUGCGUACCGUAUGCGGGAUCAGCAGAAGGAGGUGAGGGGUGGCAUUGUCAGUGAUGGGCAGGGCCCCUUGGAGGAAGAUGAGUCAAGGAUCAAUGAGGAUGCUGAAGACAUAAACAAUGGGCACAUAGAGUUGCUUCCUGUCCAGGUCCAGGUCAAGGCCAAGGCUCAGGCCCACGACCAGGACCAGGCUGUUCUGCAGAGGCAGCAGGAACAGCCUCCAGGGCCUCAAGGAUCAGUGGUUCACUGGGAGCAGUUUCUGCCUCGUAGGUCUCUUAAGGUGCUGCUGGUGGAAAAUGAUGACUCGACUCGCCAUGUUGUCAAUGCACUGCUUCGAAAUUGCAGCUAUGAAGUGAUGGCUGUAGCAAAUGGUUUACAAGCAUGGAAAAUCUUAGAAGAUUCAACCAAUCAUAUUGAUAUUGUAUUAACAGAGGUAGUCAUGCCUUGUUUAUCUGGCAUUGGUCUCUUAUCCAAGAUUAUGAGACACAAAACUUGCAACACCAUUCCCGUGAUUAUGAUGUCAUCUAAUGAUUCUAUGGGAAUAGUCUUUAAGUGCUUAUCGAAGGGUGCAGUUGACUUUUUAGUGAAGCCUAUUCGAAAGAAUGAGCUUAAAAACCUCUGGCAGCAUGUGUGGAGAAAAUGUCACAGCUCCAGUGGUAGUGGGAGUGAAAGUGGCAUUCGGAUGGAAAAAUCUACAAAGUCAAGAAGUAUUCAAGGGUCAGAAAAUAACAGUGGCAGCAAUGAUGAGGAUGACAACAGUAGUGUCGGUUUGUAUGCAAGGGAUGGAAGUGACAAUGGAAGUGGCACACAGAGUUCUUGGUCGAAGAGGGCUGUAGAAGUCGACAGCCCACUACCAAUGUUACCAUGGGAUCAGUUGGCGGAUCCCCCUGAUAGUACCUGUGCCCAGGUUAUUUACUUGAUGCCUGAAGCAUUUAGCAAUAACUGGGAGCCUACAACAGCCACAGGGGAGUGCCACAAACAUGAUGAUGAACUUGAAGAUGUUGCAAUGGGCAAAGACUUGGAGAUAGGAGUUCCUGGAAAUUCAAAUUUGCAGAUGGAAGAUCCAAGAAAAGCAGUAUUGAACAGUAUGGCAGGUACUAAUAAGGACAUGAUUUUUAAUCUGGACACAAAGAAAGAUAAUCAGAAAACAGAAAAAAUAGAACCGAAGGUCAACACUGAAACAGCAAAUGACGAAUUGAGGAAUGAACCUGCUGAUCUUAUGGGUUCCAUCACCAAUGGUACUACUGAUCAUAUAGAAAGUGUAACCGCUGCUCUUCCAAAUGACCUGACUGCCGACAUCAAAGAUAAGAUUACUUGUGAUAUUAAGGAUAUGCCUUUCCUCGAGCUUGGUUUGAAGAGAGAGAGAGAUGUAGGAGAUUAUGGGCCCAAUGUAGGAGAGCAUAAGGUUUUGAGGCAUUCAGGCCUUUCAGCCUUCUCUAGGUACAACACGACAUCAACUGCUAAUCAGACUCCAACUGGGAAUGUAGGCAGCUGUUCUCCGCUUGAUAACAGCUCAGGAGCAGCAAAGACAGAAUCAAUGCAUAAUUUACAAUCCAAUUCAAUUGCCACUCGAAAUCAGUGUUCUAAUGGCAGUAGCAACAACAAUGACAUGGGCUCCACAACGAAUAGUGUUUUCACCAAGCCAGAAGUAUUUAGUGACAAGCCAAUGGCCAACUCUACUGUGAAUGUCCAUCCCUCUUCUGCCUUUCAACCUGUGCAACAAAGCCAUAAUUCUUUCCCCCAGCCUGUAAUACAGGGUAAGGCCAAUGCUGCUACGGUGAACACAGUCUUGGCACAACCAAGGGUCAAACACCAGAAGGUCCAAGUCCAGCACCACCAUCACCAUUACCAUCAUUAUCACCACCAUGUUCACAACAUGCAAAACCAACAGCAACUGCCCAACGAUGAGGAUUUGCAUGUGAAAAACAUAGUUUCAGGAUCUCCACAAUGUAGGACGUCCAAUGUGUUAGGUACACUGAUUGAAGGAAACGCUGCUAAUUACGGGAGUGCUUCUGGAAGUAACAAUGGGAGCAAUGGGCAAAAUGGAAGCAGUGCGCAGAAUGGUAGCAGCGGGCAAAAUGGUAGCAGCACUGCUGUAAUUGCUGAAGGAACAAACAUGGUGAGUGAUGAUGGAGUAGCUGGAAAUUGCGGAGCUGCUGGUGGAAGUGGCAGUGGCAGUGGAAGCAGGAGUGGGGUAGAUCAAAAUCGUGCAACACAGAGAGAGGCUGCUUUGAACAAAUUCCGCCAGAAGAGGAAAGAAAGAUGCUUUGAAAAGAAGGUCAGAUACCAAAGCAGGAAGAGACUGGCAGAACAAAGGCCACGUGUUCGAGGACAAUUUGUCCGACAAGCAGUGAAUGAAAACAAAACCAAUGAUUCAAAUUGCAAGCAUAUCCCUUCUGCCUGAUGGUGCGUUUGAAAUUUUGCAUGACGACUAGCACUAAUUGCGUACAUAGGAGGGGAGCAUUUUGAUAUCAUAGUGGAGAUGUAGACUGAAGUGUGAGAGCAAGUAUUUGGUCAAACUCCAAACUCAUUGAAUGAGGACUCUUGUAAGUAUUUGUGUUGUUACACUUACAUGGCUACCAUUACGAUGACUAGAACCACUAGUGUUGAUCCCCAGAAGGGUAGACUUCUCUAAUAAAAUUCUUCAAUUUGGUGUGUUGUCUUGCCUCUAAAAUCUAUUUCCAGUGGUGGAUGUCUGGAAAU
Messenger RNA from Ilex paraguariensis (yerba mate), 2756 nucleotides. Lineage: Eukaryota; Viridiplantae; Streptophyta; Magnoliopsida; Aquifoliales; Aquifoliaceae. The record is from the annotation of a GenBank genome assembly.